ACGAAUGGGGAGGACUGAAUGGGUUCAUUAGUUUGAGAUCUCUAAGCAGACACCUGACCCUAAGCAGAGGCAGAGUGGUUAUUUCCUUCGACAUUGAGAGGGGAAGAGAAAAAAGAUGGAUGCCACGCGGAAGCAGCUAUGACGACGUAAGGGAGCUGAAUCGGAAGUACUACGACCGCGAUGUCUGCCUCCUCUACUUGUCUGGCCUUUGCCCUCACGAGCUCUUCCAAAUAACGGUAUUCUCCUCAUUGAUUCGAUAAUCCGUUUCUCUAUUCUUUAUGCUUUGAUAAUUAAUUGUUAAUGGUUGAUAGCCACUUUCUUUCCCUUUGAACCCUACUUUUAUGUUUUCGAAGUGAUUGUCUGUGUUUGGUUUCUGAGAAAAUUUGGGGUUUUAGAAGCAAUAGAAGUUUUUGGGGAUG
Messenger RNA from Rubroshorea leprosula, 419 nucleotides. The record is from the annotation of a GenBank genome assembly. Lineage: Eukaryota; Viridiplantae; Streptophyta; Magnoliopsida; Malvales; Dipterocarpaceae.